UAGUGACAGCUGUUGUGGGGACAGAAGAAGUGUCCGUUGGAAACUUGAACGUUAAGGCCAUCCAUCAUAAAAGCAGAAUCUGAGUGAGACCUUCUUUCAUACAAACACAAACACAAGUAGCAGAAGAGAAUUGAAGAUGGGUAUGGUGGUUGUCAUCUCUCUCCCUUUCAUAAUGUUUACCAUACUUGUUUGCUUUGGAUGUUACUUCUUAGGAAGAGCCAGAGGAAGAAAAGAGGUACAGACCAACCCUCAAGUUUAUGGGAUGCCAACUCCACCUCCAGGGGCUUCUCCUUCUCCUCCUCAUUUCAAGCCACACAACACUCUUAAUGUUUGAACUCUAUUUCAUACCAUUUCGCUUUCACAAAUAUAUAAUAUAUACGUCAUAUAUUAUUAUUGCCUUUUCUCUCAUUCAUUGCCCUUGUAAUUCACUCCAAUAACACCCCCUCCCUCUUAUCUGUAUAUCUUUUUUAUGCUUUCUUUUUUCUUUUUUGUCUCUAUCCCUUGUUUCCAGGUUGAAACUUGAAUGUUCAAUCAACUUUGAGUAAUAUUCAUUUAUCUAAAUUCAUUUUUUCUCAA
This is a messenger RNA of Cajanus cajan (pigeon pea), 576 nucleotides long. RefSeq lists its product as uncharacterized. Lineage: Eukaryota; Viridiplantae; Streptophyta; Magnoliopsida; Fabales; Fabaceae. The record is from RefSeq and is a predicted model, not a curated record.